AUGCCUUCAAACCCGUACGAAUUAAAGUUGAAUAAUCACAGUGAUAGUAAUCGAAAACUAUCUCUAAGCAUUCCACGAUCAAGGUCUUCGACUGGAAGCUCGUCAGUGAACAUUGAAUCAACUAGUGCGCAAGUUGAAUCAUCCAGCCAUGCAAUCGCAAACUCUACUCUGUUUAAAGACAAAAAGUUUCAAUGGAAUAAGUAUUGGCUAAGAUGGGGACGUUUAAGAAGAGUUUCAGAGCAAUUGCAAUCCUCAACGUUGGAACCAAACUCACCUUUAGGGACUGGUACUUGUAUUACUCAUUCUGGAAAUUUGUUGGCGGUGGGAACUUCCAACGGUUGCGUUAUAUUGAAUGAUUUAAAAAGUAAUACGUCGUAUAUGCUGGUUCCUGAAUUUUCUGGUUCCGAAAGUCCUCUGAUGCCGGUAACCUGUCUUGCUAUUGCACAUACUCAUAAAGUGCUUUGUCAAGGACACGCAGAUGGGACCUUGUUUGUAUGGGAUUUGACUCAUUCCCCUCCGAUUCAACGACAUGCCAUCCGUCAACUCAUGCAGGAAGAAUCUGUAGUAACGCAUUUAAUCUUCAAUGGAGUAUCCGAUAAUGUACUCUUAUCCGCAAAUGCUGCUGGAAAAAUGUUUGUUCAUGAAUUUUACAAUCUUUUAAUCAAUAAACACCAUUCAACCUGGGAAUACUGCUUUCCGGACGUUCAACCUACGUUUGUUGAUCGUUUGGUCGUCGAUGCUUCAAGCAUUUCCUUUGAAGAAUCAUAUCUAACGUCUGUGAAACAUACUUCAUUCCUCUUUCUCCAAACCCUUUCUUGUCUUCGCAUCAUUUCCCUUCUCCCUAAAAUAUCGUUAGUUUAUAAAGUAAGGUAUUCCGAUAAUGAGGUUACCUCUGCUUGCCACGCUGUUUCUUCCUUUAUUGUCUCAACCUCUGGGUCUAGAUCUAGGACCAGAGCUUUCUUUUGCGUUGGAUACAAUACUCAUAUACGCGUAUAUGCGUUAACCUUUUACCAGGGUGUGUUAUCGGCAGAACUAUUAAACAAAGCGAAUUUUGACUCUCCCGUAUGGAAGAUAUGGUAUCUCCCUAAUAGUAACAUUAUUUUUGUUUUGCUAAAUGAUAAAAGAAUACUGUUUUUAAAUGGCAUCAACCUAGUUGUCAUGGGUGUAUCUUCAUUGUCCGAAUAUAAACUCCUCACUUGGGAUUGGUAUCAAUCAGCGUUAACGAUGCAAGGAAUUCCUCAUAUUGUCUUUCCAUAUAUUAGUUCAAGCUUUACUAUAUCUCCGAGGUACUUAUUUUUUCUUACUCCUGAAUCGGUCAUUGUGGGUACAUUCAUUUCACCGAAUGAUCAACUACAGGUUGCAUCUGAGAAAAACAAUGUAAAGGAUACGCUUAAAUUAGGACUUUAUUAUCAUGCGAACUCGAGUUUAUUUAGCAAAUUUUACUACCCGCCUGAUUUACGCCAUAAGUUAAUGAGUUUGCUGAAGAAUUAUAUCUGCUUAUUAAUAAAGAGCUUUCCUUCAUUUCUGUCUGUGGAAUCAUCUAGCGUUGACCUUCUUUCUCCACAAGAUGCGUUAGAACAAUUGCUGCAGCGAGCUGAAUUCAAUAAUCCGGGCUGUUACAAUCUCGUGCUUUAUUGUUUAAAAGUCGCCCACCUUCUUAAAGAUUUGGAUUCUUUAUUAGAUUAUAUUCUACCUCGCUUUGCCGAAGCAGAUGUUUCUUACGUUGUUAUGGAAGCAUUACUGGAUUUAGUACUCCAGCAGAGUUUCAAAACACCUUCUCCUGAAUUACAAAAAUUAUUGCUUCUAUAUUUGGAAAAUAAUGGAAGGCUAGCUUUUGCUGAUAGAUUGAUACCUGCAAUUGAACAUCGAUAUUUGGAUCUCGAUUUUUCAACCAAAUUUUCUUCUUCUAAAGGACUAUUUAAUUCCCUGUGUUACGUUUCGAUUUAUGCAUUCAAUGAUUACUCCAUGCCUCUUGUUAAUUUUCUUAAUUUAUUAGUUGAAGAUUUUAAAAAUCCAUCUGAAUGGAUUGAAUAUUGUGUGAAUAAUGGCUUUCAAUAUUUAUUAUAUUCCCUCACUGGAUUCAAGUACCCCCUAUGCGAACCCAAUGGAAUAAAUGAAGCGUACACUGUCACACAUACCCUUUUAAAAAUAAUUUUCUCCCCCAACAUAUUACCUUUCAAAUUAUCGGUUCCCGAAUCAGGUUCUUUUCCUUAUCUUCGCCUCUUUGUUAAGAAAAGGGCAAGGUCAUUUUUUGAGUGCAUGGAAAAUGCUUUUGACUCUCCUUAUUUCUCUUUAGACAAGGUAAACAUUGCUAAACAGUCCGUUGAUACUGUAACUCGUCAAUGGGUAAUUGAGUGUCUAUCACAAAUAUUUGAUACUGCCAAUUUUCAAUGUGAUAGCUAUUACAUUUUUCUCGCGAAUACAGUUGCUAAGUACUCCAAACAAAUUUUACUUCCACAGUCAUUUUACCUCAGAAUUAUGGAAGGUCUAUGUAGCAUUGAAAGCUAUCAUAAAGAUAGCCGGGACACUCAGAAAGCUGUCGAAAACUUGCUUUUAGUUUAUGAUCCUCCGAACAUUGAAAAUCUGCUAGACUGUUUCUGGAAUAACCACUUUUACCAUGCUAUUAUGACUGUGAGUUAUAGCCAUAGCUUUUUUGACUCUUAUUUCAGAGCAGUUUUAGCCUUGUGGGAUCAAAAAAAAUUUUCUCUAUUGAUCUUCAAGUCCUCUGAAGCUUUGAUCACGAUGCUGUUUGAUAACCUAAGAAUUUUAAAAUCCAUGCCUGUUCGUUAUAACAAAUAUGUCAAAUGUUUAACAUUUUUCACCACGGAUCUACUAAAUAUCGACAAUGUUACGUUUUUAAGAUUGGCUUCAAGUCGGUUAGACAAAUCACUUCCUGAAAUGAUUGAGAAUAUCUCCGCUAAGACUGUCACCAUACAAGCAUUGGAGAUUUUAUAUAAGCUAUCCACGUAUGAAAAUUUGCUCCAGUGGUUUGGCCAUCGUCGUUUGCUAUCUUUUUUCGAAAUAGUUUCUGCUACUUCUGGGGAUUAUGCUGUACUAACAUUAUUACAAAGUUCGCCAGAUUUUAAAAAUUUGGAUGGACUGAUAAAUGUUUUUUUACAUUAUAAUUGCUUAGAGGCAAGUAUUUACGUUUAUCGAGAACUAAAGCAGUAUAAUCAUGCUUUAUCUCAAGUUCUGAAAUAUGUUCAAACAAGGGUUUUCCAUGAAUCAAUUAAUGAGUUGAAGAAGGUUGUACCAAAAAAUAUGGAACGCGAAACUUAUUAUCUUCAGAUCGUCGUGCCACUAUAUCAAGCGUGCUUAAGUUGUCUUCCACCGGAAGAAGCAGCUAAUCUGUGGUUACAGCUUGUGUUCAGCUUGAUAAAUGUUUAUGCAAAUUUAUCUCGUACUUCUUCACAAAAUGGUUCAAAUGUCUUACUGUCAUUUGAAGAAAAAGUUUUGAACUGCAUUGAGGGUUUAUUAAAUACUUUUCUUGAGUUGGUACAGCCGAACAAGAGCUUGUUAAAUUCUGUGCUUAUAAAAAUUUGCGCAAAGUCAUCUGAAAGUCGCGAAUGCAACACGUAUAUGCGGGAUCUAUUGCUUAAAUUUAUGACUGAUGUUCACGUAAGCUGCGAUUUAUAUCGAGAGUGCUCUUUACUUUGGGACAGGAAGCAGUUUUAUGAUACGAAGAGCUCUUUAAGUAAAUGUACAAUGGGAGUGCUAAUAGAUGAACCAGACAAAACCAAAGACAUGGCUUCAAAGAAACAGAGGAUAAAGGUUCUACUUUCUGGGCAAAUUCUUCCAUGUAGUAAUGAAUAA
Schizosaccharomyces osmophilus is the source of this 3813-nucleotide messenger RNA. RefSeq names its product CORVET complex WD repeat subunit Vps8 (gene vps8). NCBI's taxonomy places the organism in Eukaryota, Fungi, Ascomycota, Schizosaccharomycetes, Schizosaccharomycetales, Schizosaccharomycetaceae. Gene Ontology annotation, molecular function: protein binding. The transcript has a single exon. Gene Ontology annotation, biological process: endosomal vesicle fusion; protein targeting to vacuole. The coding region runs from base 1 to 3813 and encodes 1270 amino acids. Gene Ontology annotation, cellular component: HOPS complex; late endosome. The record is from RefSeq and is a predicted model, not a curated record.